AACAUGAGGAGAGAAAACGUGACAUCCAUGGUAGAAUUUACCCUCCUUGGACUCUUCCCAGGAACAAGGCACAUUGGCUUCCUCAUCUGCACGAUUUUCCUCGUCUAUGUAGUUGCCAUCACAGGAAACACCACCCUGGUCCUCCUCCUCUCUCUGGAUCCCCGUCUCCACAGCCCCAUGUACUUCCUGCUCAGCCAGCUCUCCUUCAUGGACAUCUCCCUCAUCUCCACCACUGUCCCCAAGAUGCUCACCAACUAUUUCUUAGGGACAUCAGGAAUUUCCUACAGUAGCUGUGUGACUCAGGUCUAUUUCUACUCUGCCUUGGGAAGCAGCGAAUGCAUUCUGCUCACUCUGAUGGCCUAUGACCGAUACAUAGCUAUUUGUAAUCCCUUGAGAUAUAUGGUUAUUAUGAAUCCUAAAGUUUGUCUGCAAGUAGCUAUUGUGUCCUGGGUUGGAGGAGCAAUUAAUUCUGCAGGUCAUACCACAUACACCAUGCACUUUCCCAGAUGUGGCUCAAGAGAAAUCCAACAUUUCUUCUGUGAGCUCCCAGCAGUCCUCAAGCUUUCAUGUGAGGACACCUCACCUUAUGAGAGGGCAGUGCUAGUUUUGGGAAUUUUAUUUCUCCUCAUCCCCUUUGGUCUUAUCCUCACCUCCUAUACACUCAUCAUUCUUAGUGUUCUCCAUGUAAAUUCUUCCAAGGGGAAGAGAAAAGCCCUUACUACCUGCUCUUCCCAUCUGGUGGUGGUGCUUCUGUACUUUUGUCCAACUGUGUUCAUCUACAUGAUUCCCAGUUCCCUGCACACCUCAGAGCAGGACCAAAUUCUUUCAAUCUUCUAUACCAUCCUCACCCCGAUGUUGAACCCCCUCAUAUACAGCCUAAGGAACAAGGAUGUAGGAGAGGCUUUGAGGAGAGUUCUGUUCAAAAGCCUCAUCACUAGAUAG
Choloepus didactylus (southern two-toed sloth) is the source of this 942-nucleotide messenger RNA. Its product is annotated as olfactory receptor 2M2-like. Gene Ontology annotation, molecular function: G protein-coupled receptor activity; olfactory receptor activity. Gene Ontology annotation, cellular component: membrane. The transcript has a single exon. The coding region runs from base 4 to 942 and encodes 312 amino acids. The record is from RefSeq and is a predicted model, not a curated record. Lineage: Eukaryota; Metazoa; Chordata; Mammalia; Pilosa; Megalonychidae. Gene Ontology annotation, biological process: G protein-coupled receptor signaling pathway.